CCCCCUUACUGUCCAACACCCUCCCCCAAACAAAACCCCUCUUCUUUCUUCACUACAACCAAUUCUCAUCUACAUCCUCAUCUCAUCGGGUCAUCGCCGGACAUAAGAGAAGAGACAGUGAGGUUGCGUUUUCAUCGAAAUCAGCUGUAAACGGCGUUUCCGAUAUUCAUGGAUUCGUCGUCGUCGUCCCUGCAUCUAGCCAUGGCGGCUCUAGUUGGAGCUUCAUUGAUGGCAAUUUCCGCUUUUUACGUUCACAAGCGCACUGUUGACCAAGUACUCGAUCGUCUCAUUGAACUACGCUUUGGUUCACCUAGAAGUUCCAAAAUGAAAUCAGUUGUCACUGACGAAGAGAAUUCCGGAGAGGAGGAAAACGUGGACGGUGAAGCGUACGUGUGGGAUGGAGAAGUGGCUAUGAAGAGAAAAAUGCGGAGUCGGAGUGCAUCGAGGUCGUUGGACGAUAAAAGUGUGCUUCGCAGUGAUAGGGUGUCGAGUUCGAUGCCCAAUGCGACAUUGAGCAAUGAUUGGUUUGAUGAGGAUGUUAAGUUUGGUCAGCAGUCAUCGAGGUUUAGUGCUCAGGGUCAGGGAGAGAGGCUUAAUUUCGUUCCCUUGGGGCUGGCGCCUCUGCGAAUGUCUACAAGAGAUGGAGAAAAUAAAUCUGUCAACUACUCCACUUCUGUUACAAGGAUGGCAUCUAUUGGCAGGCUAAAUACUCCAAGAUCCCCUGGAGGUAAUGCCUUUGGAAGUGAAUGGGACUCUGAUGAGGAAGGAACAGAAUAUAAUGAAGAUGAAAAUAUUUUCGUCAACGAAAACUUGGACACUUCUGCUGAUCAUAUAAAUGAGGUUGAUUCAAAAGUCCAAAGUUCAUCUCUGCCAUUUUUAGGUGGUACUACAAACGUUAUUAACGAUCAGAAUCUGCAAGAACCUAUAGCUGAAGUAAAAGUCGGUGUUGAUAUGCUUAGCAGAAACGUAGAUAUAGCUUUAGCGCGCCAAGUGGGGAAUGAAGCCAACACAAUUGGACCUUCAAGGAGUACAAUGCAUGAGGCGGCAAAUAUUGAAGAGGAAGAAGUGCGGAAGAUGAUCCGUGAAUGCUUGGAUUUGCGGAAUAGGUAUGUUUACAGGGAAGGGGUUGCUCCGUGGAAGCUAGAUGUAGGUGAACUUGGUACACCACGGUUGAAAUCAGAUCCUUUUCACUUUGAACCUGUCCCUGCUACUACACACCACUUUAGGAUGGAAGAUGGAGUUGUACAUGUUUAUGCCAGUGAACAAGAUACUGUAGAUCUUUUCCCUGUUGCUAAUGCAACAACGUUUUUUACUGAUAUGCACCACAUUUUAAGAAUCAUAUCUAUUGGAAAUGUUCGCACUGCUUGCCAUCACAGACUAAGAUUUCUUGAGGAGAAAUUCCGCCUUCAUCUGUUAGUAAAUGCAGAUAGGGAGUCCUUGGCUCAGAAGGGUGCUCCCCAUCGUGAUUUCUAUAAUAUCAGAAAAGUUGAUACACAUGUGCAUCAUUCUGCUUGCAUGAACCAGAAGCAUCUCCUGCGAUUCAUUAAGUCAAAGCUAAGAAAGGAACCCGAUGAGGUUGUUAUAUUUAGAGAUGGAAAAUAUAUGACACUAAAAGAAGUUUUUGAGAGUUUGGACUUAACUGGGUAUGAUUUGAAUGUUGAUUUGUUGGAUGUCCAUGCUGAUAAAAGCACGUUUCAUCGAUUUGAUAAAUUUAAUCUUAAAUACAAUCCUUGUGGACAAAGCAGACUCCGGGAGAUUUUUCUAAAGCAGGAUAAUCUAAUUCAAGGACGUUUCUUGGCAGAAGUAACAAAAGAAGUUCUAUCAGAUCUUGAAGCAAGCAAAUACCAGAUGGCUGAGUACAGGGUUUCUAUUUAUGGAAGGAAACAAAGUGAAUGGGACCAGCUAGCAAGUUGGUUUGUAAACAAUGCAAUUUAUAGUGAGAAUGCUGUUUGGUUAAUCCAGCUACCACGGCUCUACAAUGUCUACAAGCAAAUGGGAACAGUUAAAUGUUUUCAGAAUAUUAUUGAGAAUGUUUUCAUUCCACUGUUUGAAGUCACAGUAGAUCCGAGCACUCAUCCUCAACUACAUGUGUUUCUAAUGCAGGUUGUGGGGUUGGACAUUGUUGAUGAUGAAAGCAGACCAGAAAGACGUCCAACUAAGCACAUGCCAAAACCAGCUGAAUGGACCAAUGAGUUCAAUCCAGCCUACUCUUAUUAUGCUUACUACUGUUAUGCGAAUCUAUAUACUCUUAACAAGCUUCGCGAAUCUAAGGGAUUGCCGACCAUAAAAUUUCGGCCACACUGUGGAGAGGCUGGUGAUAUUGACCAUUUAGCUGCUGCGUUUCUUUUAUGCCAUAAUAUAUCUCAUGGGAUCAACUUGCGCAAAUCUCCUGUUUUGCAAUACUUGUACUACCUUUCUCAGAUUGGAUUGGCUAUGUCACCAUUGAGCAACAAUUCCCUAUUCCUGGAUUAUCAUCGAAACCCGUUUCCAAUGUUCUUCCAGCGUGGCCUGAAUGUUUCACUCUCAACUGAUGAUCCUUUGCAAAUUCAUUUAACAAGGGAACCACUGGUGGAAGAGUAUAGCAUUGCAGCAAAGGUGUGGAAGCUCAGUUCAUGUGACCUCUGUGAGAUAGCAAGAAAUUCUGUUUACCAAUCUGGAUUCUCCCAUGUGGCAAAGUUGCAUUGGCUCGGCAGCAAAUUUUUAUUAAGAGGUCCAGAGGGAAAUGAUAUUCAUAAGACAAAUGUACCUCAUAUGAGGAUUGCCUUCAGAGAUGAGACAUGGAAGGAGGAAAUGCAGUAUGUCUACUCAGGAAGGGCAGUUUUUCCUGAAGAAGUAGAAUUUUAAACAGAGAAGCAACUACAAAUUAGACACUGAUGCUUACUGAGAAUUGCCAACAAUUCGUCUGAAUUUUUCCAACUUUACCAAAUUUAUCGGUUCAACACCGCCUGUAAUUCAUCACUCCACUAUAAUCACAGGUUGCAAGGAACUAGCACCGAUACCAUAAUUUAUAGUAGCUUUGAGGAGAAAUUGCGAUUUUUACACAGGCAAUUGUAAGGGUAAAUUUCACCCAUUAUCUAUUUGGGGGUGGUGAUGUAUUAUCUUUCCUGAACUUUAAUUUGUAGCAUAAAGAUCCUUUAAUAUUAAUUAAAUAAACAUGAAAGCUUUACUAAUUUCAAAUUA
This is a messenger RNA of Manihot esculenta (cassava), 3180 nucleotides long. Its product is annotated as AMP deaminase. The record is from RefSeq and is a predicted model, not a curated record. The coding region runs from base 169 to 2844 and encodes 891 amino acids. The transcript has 19 exons. Lineage: Eukaryota; Viridiplantae; Streptophyta; Magnoliopsida; Malpighiales; Euphorbiaceae. Gene Ontology annotation, biological process: IMP salvage; AMP metabolic process. Gene Ontology annotation, molecular function: AMP deaminase activity. Gene Ontology annotation, cellular component: cytosol.